Amorphotheca resinae ATCC 22711 is the source of this 2226-nucleotide messenger RNA. RefSeq lists its product as hypothetical. Lineage: Eukaryota; Fungi; Ascomycota; Leotiomycetes; Helotiales; Amorphothecaceae. The coding region runs from base 1 to 2226 and encodes 741 amino acids. The record is from RefSeq and is a predicted model, not a curated record. Gene Ontology annotation, cellular component: cytosol. Gene Ontology annotation, biological process: hydrogen peroxide catabolic process; response to oxidative stress. The transcript is spliced from 3 exons. Gene Ontology annotation, molecular function: heme binding; catalase activity.
AUGCAAUCAGCCAUUGGAGAUAUUGCUCACAAAGCAGAAGUAGCUAUUUCUGGCGCAAUGGAGUCCAACAAAAAGAUCGCGGAGAUCAAGCAUGACUACCGCAACCCAAAGGAUGGCGCUCUCCUGACCAGUGACUUUGGGGUCAAGAACCCAACGCAUGACAACUGGCUUUCUGCCACUACUGAGGACCGAAAGGGUCCGGCGUUGCUGGAAGAUAACUUGGCCAGGGAGAAGGUCAUGAAAUUCGACCAUGAGCGUAUUCCAGAACGAGUAGUACACGCGCGCGGUGUUGGUGCCUUUGGUACCUUCAAGUUAUACGAGAGUGCGGAAGAUGUCACCAGUGCUGGUGUUCUGACAGAUACCUCGCGGACCACGCCCGUCUUCAUGCGAUUCUCAACUGUUCUUGGGUCUCGAGGUAGCUCUGAUACCGUUCGAGAUGUUAGAGGUUUUGCCAUCAAAUUCUACACCGACGAGGGAAACUGGGAUAUUGUCGGUAACGACAUUCCUGUGUUCUUUAUCCAGGACGCAAUAAAGUUCCCGGAUGUCAUCCAUGCGGGGAAACCUGAGCCGGAUACUGAGAUUCCACAGGCUCAAUCGGCCCAUAACAACUUCUGGGAUUUCCAGUUCUUACACUCCGAAUCCACACACAUGUUCAUGUGGGCUAUGAGCGACCGUGGUAUCCCAAGGUCUCUGCGCAUGAUGCAAGGGUUCGGUGUCAAUACCUUUACCCUUGUCAACGCUCAGGGCGUCCGAUCUUUUGUCAAGUUCCACUUCACGCCAACCCUUGGUGUUCAUUCCCUUGUAUGGGACGAAGCCCUGAAGAUUUCUGGUCAAGACCCCGACUUCCACAGGAAGGACCUCUACAACGCCAUUGAGAAGGGUGCUUAUCCAAAGUGGAAAUUCGGCAUUCAGGUCUGCCCAGAGAGCAAACAGGACGAUUUCGAUUUCGAUAUCCUAGAUGCUACUAAAGUCUGGCCCGAAGAUCUCCUCCCCGUCAGAUACAUUGGAGAACUGGAACUCAACAGAAAUGUCGACGAGUUCUUCACUCAGACAGAGCAAGUAGCCUUCUGCACUGCCCAUCUUGUUCCAGGUAUCGGCUUCUCCGACGACCCUCUUCUUCAAGGCCGCAACUUCUCCUAUUUCGACACUCAACUCUCUCGCCUCGGCGUAAACUGGCAGGAGAUCCCCAUUAACCGGCCCGUCUGCCCCGUCAUGAACCACCACCGUGAUGGUCAGAAACGGCACGCCAUCCAGAAAGGGAAGUUCAACUAUUGGCCCAACCGCGCCUCCGUCUUCCCUCCCGCCAAAGCCUCCGAGGGCGGCUACAUCGACUUCCCUGAGAAGGUUGUAGCUAUGAAGAAACGUAUGCACUCGGCCAAGUUCUCCGAGCACUUCAAGCAACCACAGCUGUUCUACAACUCCCUCUCCGACAUUGAGAAAGCCCACCUUACCGCCGCCCUCUCCUUCGAACUUGACCACUGCGACGACCCCAUCGUCUACAACAACAUGGCUCAACGUCUCUGCGACAUCUCUCUCGACCUCGCCCAAGCCGUCGCCGAGAAGACCGGCGCCCCAAAGCCUACCAAAGCCACCACCCCCAACCACAACCGCAAAGUCAAAGGCCUCUCCCAAUUUGACUUUAGCCGCGAAGCCCAACGUCUGCCACCCACCAUCGCUACCCGCACCGUCGCCAUCAUCAUCGCCGACGGCUUCAACCUCGUCGAGUACGAGGCUGUGAAAACCGCCCUCUCCGCUGCCGGGGCCUUUCCCGUAACCAUUGGUCCCAGGCGCCAGCCCGUGAUUCCCUCCAGCGGCGGCAAGGGCGUCACCCCCGACCACCACUUCGAAGGCGCGCGUAGUACCCUCUUCGACUCAGUCUACAUCCCCGGCGGCGAGCACGUCUCCACGCUCCAAAAGCAAGGCCGCGUUGUCCACUGGGUGCGCGAAGCCUUCGGCCACUGCAAAGCCAUCGGCGCCACCGGCGACGCCGUCAAGCUCGUGCAAACAGCCUGUAAUAUCGACGGCAUGGUAUACAGCACCGGCGACGUGCUCGAUUCCUACGGUGUCGUGACGGCGGCUGGAGUCGGCAAGCCGGAGAGCCUUAAGGAGGGCCUCAAGAUGAUGAAGGGCGCUAAGCACUUCCUGGACGCUUAUGCGUAUAGUAUUUCGCAGCAUCGGAACUUCCAGCGGGAGCUGGAUGGCUUGACGAGUUUGGUUGCUUAUUGA